AUGAAAAGAAGUGAUUCUAAUGCUACUAAUAUCGCCGGUCUGGUGAAGCCUCACGUCCCCGAAGGUUUCGAACUGAAGUACUUUGGCGUGCUUGAGAUGGUCAAAGCUUUUGAGGAAGCUUCAGGGAAGAAGAUUCCUUAUAAAGUCGUUGCUCGUCGGGCCGGUGAUCUCGGCAGUGUUAUCUGCAACCCUGCUUUGGCCGAAAAGGAGUUGGGAUGGGUAGCCACUCGUGAUAUGAAGACUGUUAUGGAGGACUCCUGGAGGUGGCAGAGCGAGAAUCCCUAUGGUUACGAUAAGGAGGCUCCCGAGAAAGAUUGA
This is a messenger RNA of Perkinsus marinus ATCC 50983, 318 nucleotides long. RefSeq names its product udp-glucose 4-epimerase, putative. The record is from RefSeq and is a predicted model, not a curated record. Gene Ontology annotation, biological process: beta-D-galactose catabolic process via UDP-galactose, Leloir pathway. NCBI's taxonomy places the organism in Eukaryota, Perkinsozoa, Perkinsida, Perkinsidae. Gene Ontology annotation, cellular component: cytosol. Bases 1 to 318 code for a protein of 105 amino acids. The transcript is spliced from 2 exons. Gene Ontology annotation, molecular function: UDP-glucose 4-epimerase activity.